Molecule: messenger RNA, 2450 nt
Organism: Cuscuta epithymum
Lineage: Eukaryota; Viridiplantae; Streptophyta; Magnoliopsida; Solanales; Convolvulaceae
Source: the annotation of a GenBank genome assembly
GAAAACGAUCUCGAGCUCUACUGGUAACCACACGCACGUGACUGUAUCGCCCACAGGGAACGCGCUAGUGUUCUCUUCUUUCCUUCUCUCUCUAGGUUUUUAGAUGUGAAUUUUAAAUCAUAAAAUUCGUGGGUCUCCUUAGCCUUAUUUAUAAGAGGAGGAAAGGAGGAGUUUUAUAGCUAAUAAAACUCUCAUGGAUGUGACACCCCCAAAUUUCCCACCCAAAAUAAUACUUUGAAACAAAAAUGAACUUUUAUUUAUUAUUUAAACAUUCAAAUGUUUGCAGCGGAAAUAGGUAAAAUAAAGGAAAGGGGCAUGUCACCGCCACAUCCAACCUUUGAAUGGUUGAAUGCUAAGGCUAUCUACCCAAAAUGUAAUUUAGCAAAAAUCUAGAUGUUCGAAUCAUAAGCAAGUAUCAAAAUUUAUUCUAGUGAUCUACAUAGCGAUCUUCUAGUUCACGCUCUCAAACAUUCCAGCAUCAAAAUCAACAUGAUCACCUCCUGUUAAAUAUGAGCAAAAGAAAAUAAAAGAAACAAACAUUAGCAAUAAUGCUAAGUAAGUUCCACCUAACCUUUUAAAAUAAUAAUAAAUAAUAUAUAUAAAAUUCGUACAAUCUUUUAGCAUAAAAUAUUCUUCAAAACACUUUAUAAAUCAUAAGUAAAACUAUAUUCAUACAAUAUCCCAAUCACAUAACUCGUAAACCAUAAUAAUUCCAAAAUACAUGAAACACCGAAAUUCUCCUCUGUUGAAUUUUCUCCCAAAAUCACUUUGUAACUAACUUCCUAGUAAUUUAGAAGGGCGGUGCUCAACACUUUGGUUGAGCCCGGUGGUCCGUUGUUAUGUACGGCCACCCCAGGACUAUCGCCGGUACCACAACUGCUCAAUGGAAACGGAAACAACUACCUUAAGUGUGCACACCCCCUAAAGGUAUUCCAAGCCCUCCGGGUUAGUAAGUUGAUCCGGGUAGUCAGGAUGUUUUCUACCAACUACCCCACCUCAAAAACUGAAUGAUUAGGAGCUACUACUACCACUACUACUCAAAAAUCGGGAUGUUUUCUACCGACCAUCAAUUCACCUCAAACCAAUACCAACAAGAAUUGAGUAGUAGUAGACCUAACCACCCUCCACAUUUUAAGGGACGUGGAAAACCGACAUCACGGAUUUCUCCCGUGAUGCCCACUCUUUAUGAAAAUAUUUAUGUUUCUUUGCUUUCUCAAAAUCAAUCGAAGUUUAUACUUCAAAAAUUUCCUUUUUAUCAAACUCCCACAAAGAUAACAAAUUACGUACUAUUACAAAAUCUCCCAAAAUUGUAUACAAUAACUCAUAUUAACAAACCAAUAUAUCAACUAAUAUCCCAAAUACAACCCUUCCAUAUCAUAAUAUUUAAUCAACUUCAGCACACAUAAAUUCAAUUCUCAAAUAUACACACAAAAAUAUUCAAAGAAAUCACGAAGUAAAAAGAACUAAUUUCGGUUGACGUGAAACUUACCUCAAAUCGCGAUAAGUCCUAACCGAAGCUUCUAUAUUGAUCUUCUCCAAAUUCACCUUCUAAGAAUAUUAAAAUUAUAAAUCAAUAUAUAUAAACUUUUAGUUAAAUCUUCUGCCCUUUAUUUAUAAAUUAACCCUCCUAUUAUUUAAUUGCUACGAUUUAUAUUACAAUAGACCAUCCCUUUAUAUUUUAUUUUAUUCUAACCCAAUUCGAAAUGCUCCAUACAAUAAUCCUAUUCGGCCCAAUCACUUAACAGAUUAACCAAGUCCAAUCUAAUAAAGAAACGUAGUGCAGGUUCAUAUACUACGUACAGUUUGUCGUUCUCCUCCACGCAGUACGGCCACUGUACGGAAAUCGAUGACGGCUUUAGAAAAUCCCCGGCGGCAUCGACUCUAUCCUCCAACGGUGGUGGCGGUGUCUCAGCGGCAGCAGUCCGUUCUGUACUUCCGUCGACAAUAGAUCGAACACAUCCAGUGAUUCUUCUUCUCUAGCGUAAACAGUACAGUCCGGCGAGUCUGGCUACGGCUUUACGGCGUGCUCCUUAACUGCGUAUCUUUCGUUCUUUCCUUGGUCCCGGCCUUCCCGUCGUCAAAAGAAAGCAGUUUGGUGGCGAUAUAGACCGGCGAUCAUAGCUUCUCCGGCGUCGGCGGAUUCCUCUUCUCCGGUGUGGAAACAGCCUAGCAACUCUGAAGCGGAACUCCAGUCUACAGAUUUCUUCUCCGGUCUUGAUCUUUCCCCUUUCCUUUUCUCCUUCGUUUUUUUUUAGUCUCUAAAUUUGCACGCAAGUCAUCGUAUGUAUACAAGUGUAUUCGAAGUUUGGCAUGAACAAUAGGCUACGUAUACACCGUAUAUAAAUAUCAUUGUUUCGAAGGUUCUGGGUUUUAGGUUUUUCCCCAGCCGUUAUAAAACUUCCGCAUUAAUUCACGCUCGAUCCGUUUUCCAUGGGAAGCUUCAAGUCCGG